Silurus meridionalis is the source of this 2772-nucleotide messenger RNA. RefSeq lists its product as uncharacterized. The record is from RefSeq and is a predicted model, not a curated record. Bases 1154 to 1756 code for a protein of 200 amino acids. The transcript is spliced from 4 exons. NCBI's taxonomy places the organism in Eukaryota, Metazoa, Chordata, Actinopteri, Siluriformes, Siluridae.
CAAACACACAUCACUCACUCCCGUCCGCGAGCCCUGGAACCGAAGCCGGGACCUUCAGGUGUCAUUGAGCGCAUCUCGAUCCGUGUGCAGCUCGGCGAGUUGCGUGUAAGCGUGUGUGUAAGAGAGUUAUGAAGAUAUCGGAGUGUAAAUCUGAUUUCUUUGGACAGAUGGCAGGAGCGUCAGUGCACCCACAGAUGCACUCCUCAUUUUUAUUCAGGGACACACUCAUCCCAGUCUGGGGAGGAGAGAAAAAAAAAGAAAAAAAAAAAUGGACAAAAGAAAAGUGCAUAAUGCGAAGAGGGGUUUGGAGAAAGUGAAAUAUCAGAGUGAUAGCUCAUUUGAAAUGCAGAAAUCUCUGCGUUAUUCAUGUUUCUAAUUUGCAGCAGACUUACUGCUUACUGUAAAAAAAAAAAUUGGCUGGGAAGUUGUUUCUUGAACAUUGAUUUAUUUCGUCUCUUAUAAGAUAUGAAAGACGUGCUGUGAUGGUGCGCCAGCUUCGAAGACGAGCCGCCCAUACGCACCGGCUCUGCUUAUAUCGCUGUUUUAUUCGGUAACAUGAGUCACCAUGUAGAACGACAAAAGAGAACCUUGUUUCUAUAGAAUACAAUGGAACGCAUUGAUGCAUUGAUGCGAUAGAAGAAGGAAAAAUAAAAACAGAGCAGAACCCAUCUUGCCAAGAAGAUCUUGUGUUUUAUUUGCUUCAAAAGGAGACAAGAAAAGAACAACAACAAAAGCAUAUCGCAUUUAUUUAUUUAUUUAUUUACACAUUUCUUUAUUUUUGCUCCCCCUCUCUGGUGGGUAACAUCGCAGUGCUUAUGUUUAGCCUGCAAAUUCGAGGCUUAUUUUUAUCCGUGCCGAAACAAUCCCUCAGUAUCUUCCUCCAGCGCCGGUCCAGACAUGCGAUCAGCGAAGCUCUUCAAGCCCAGCUGCUCUUCCCGAAGAACAAAAGGACCAGAACGAUGGCGAAAAAUAGAACGGCAAAAAGAAAAAGAUCCGUGUAGUCGUUAAACCAGGAGGAUUUCGGUAUUUAGGCAGUGAUUGAGAUGCAGCCUGGCCGAGCUCUCCAAUACACCGCCAUAUGAUCAACGGAAAUGUCUCCGCUCGAGAGUGACGUCCGUCCCUUGACGCUUUGUGCUGCGAGACGAACAGCGAGAUGAACAUCGAGAUAGAUCGCAAUGGGUGUUUAAAAGCCAAGCUGGAUAAUGCUACUGGGGAGAUGAGGACAAAUCGGCUCCCAAAACUGUGCCUCGUCACUUCAAGUGGAAAAUGUAACGGAAGGCGAACCUCGCCGGUUUUGGAGGAAAACGGGCUUGUUGGCUAUCCAUACCGUGCUCCCAGACAGUUUGGCAAUCAAGUACAGGAUUCGAAGUCAGCCACUGCGAGCCCACCCCUACCAUACCAAUACAGUCGGGUUUGGCAGGCCUCCAGUGCAGCACAUCUGGCACUUGAAAGGCAGAGACUACAGAAGGUGAUGGGCCUGGAUCAGGAACAAUGCCAAGAGCAGAGACGCUCACUGCCCCUGCCUUCGUCCUCGUCUUCUUCCCGGAGACGAGUACAGAGGCCAAGCGGAGAACAGGGGGGAGUGGCAAAAACAGGAGAGGAGGCCCUCUGUCUUCUUCCCGGAGACAGGGAGCGUAUCCCUCGGGUCUUCGUUCGCAGCAAUAAAGAAACCUCGAGAGCAAAAGGAAAAAUUUGUUUGAAGGUUUUGAAUCCAUAUCUCAAGGGACAUUUUUUUCCCUCGUCACUCUUUCGCUAAUCGUCAUAAGGGCUUUAUACACUCUUUGUAUGUCGUGACUUGUAAGAUUGUAGCCAGAUGGCUUAAGUCUGCGAGUGUCUAUUGAGAUCGAGCACCACUCCAAGGGGCCUGUGCCACCAAACCCAUUUUGAUUAGACAGAGGAUUCCGAGCCAGUGAAGAUCUGGCAGACGCUUCCCAGCCCUCCAGAUCAUAAACUCCUCAAUCACCAUAGUGAAGUCCAUUCGUUUGGCUUGGCGGCUCACACACGGACCAACAAACUAGCCUUAGGUUUAUUCGUGGUUCCUUUCCUUUUUUUUCUCUCUCCAUUUUCUUACCUUCCUCUAACGUAUUCUCUAGAAAAGCAUUUUUAAAGUGUGGUGAGAAUUUGUUUGCUUUCUUGUUAAUAUAAAACGAAGCACUCCCGUGAAAGAUGUGUGCGGGAAAAAGAAAGAGAGAGGGAAAAAACUAAACAAAACAAUUACGCACGGAAACGCAAAUGAGGUAUGGCCGCGUCAACAGCGAAAGCUUAAUAGUUCAUUUCAGUCAUUGUCUGUGUGUGAGUGCGUGGGGCUUUUUGCUCCAUUACCUCCAAAACAGUAUGUAAAUUCGCAGUUUUGGAGACAAAAUAUUUAGCUGUGCUUUUGCUCGGAGCAAAUGGGCUCCAAUGGAGGGAGAGAGAGAGAGAGAGAGAGAGAGAGAGAGAGAGAGAGAUGCAAAAGGUGGGAAGGCGUUUGAAGUUCGUUUGAGUCUGCAGGAUUUAGCCUGUAGCGUAGCCCGAGCUUUGCUUAAAAUAUUAGUUUUGAAGGCAUCCGGGUCACGAGUCGAGUUUACAUAAGCAGUGGAAAGGAAAUGUCAUUAUUUUAUCUGUUCUCUCGCUUUCUCCCACUCACUCCCUGGCAUUUCAAGCAUUCCGACUUGCACCUGGAACAGUGGUUGGUGAAGGGAAGUAAAUGAGUGUUUACCGCAACUCACUGAACAUUAAAAAGUCUUUCUAUGACCAGAGGUCUCAUUUCCCCAGACUUUUUUUUUUAAAACC